Messenger RNA from Lactuca saligna, 1659 nucleotides. The record is from the annotation of a GenBank genome assembly. Lineage: Eukaryota; Viridiplantae; Streptophyta; Magnoliopsida; Asterales; Asteraceae.
AUGGAGCGUUGGACGCAGGUAAGGAGAAAAAAAACUCCGGCGAAUCACCGAUUUCGAUCGGAUGAAACCAGUUUUUUCGUAUCAAAUAUUCCCACAGGGGCCACAAAAGACGAGUUUCGGAGAAUCUUCAAUGCCUUCGGCAAACUAACAGAUAUCUACUUUGGGGGUAGAAAAGGAAAGAAUGGCAAAAACUUCGGCUUUAUCAGAUAUAGUGGAGUGGAGGACAAGAGGAUGCUUGAGGCAAAACUGAAUGGUACAAUAUGCAGGAGUUGUAUGUUGGAGAUAAACAUUGCAAGACAUGAAAGGGCGCCGCCAGAGACAAUCAACAGAAAAACUCACCCACCGACCCAUGCCAAGACCAAAGUUGGUGGAGGCUUUGUUGGUAAUAGAUCCUAUGCUGAAGUUGCAGGGGGUAAUGUCGGAACUGAAAUACCUCUAAACCAGGCUCCGAUUCAGCUACAUGUGGAUGACAGGGUGAUGAGAUUGGCCACAGGGAACUGCCUCAUCGGUGAAGUAAAAACACUAGAUCACCUUGGUCAUCUGCUUGCGUUGAUGUCCAUUUUCAGUAACGUCGGGGUGAAAGUCAAAUAUGCUGGAGGAAUGAAGGCCAUCAUCGCGUUUGAUUCUGAGUCCCUAGCAACUAGCUUCUUGAAUAUUGAAGAAAACUGGAAAGGUAUAUUUAACUACUUAAAACCUGUGGGGGAGGUCGAUUACGAUUUCGAGAGAGUAGCUAGUAUACAGAUUGUGGGGCUUCCCAUUCGGCUAUGGUGUGAAGAAAACUUUUCUACAAUUGUCCGGAGAUUUGAUAAUGAAGUACAACCGUGUGAACCUGAGACGGACUAUGUAACCUCGGAGGAAGAUCUAGACGACGAGGUUGAUGAUGUAUCGGGUAACGACGAAGAUGGUAUAUCAGAUACAUGGAUGGGCGAUAUAGAAGAAGGUGAGAUAGUCAUUGAAGAAUCAGUUGACGGUGCCGAAAACAGCGGAUGUUCCGAUGACCAUAGGACAAUGAAGAUCAGUCCAGUUCAAGAGUCGCCGGUGGCUUCGGUAUCUCAACAGUCACAUGCAUGCCCCAGCGCAGAGGAAGCGGAAACGUCGCAUGGGAAAAAGAAAGAAGUAAGUAUAGUUGACGAUCUAAAGGAGACACGUGAUAGCAAAAUUAAUGAACCAGGCCAAGUAGCAGGCAAUGGAAAUGAAUCCAGUGGACCUAUCGUGGAGCAUUCUGUAUUGGGCCUUCAUAAGCCCAUUCCCUUCCCCUCAAACCUUGCGCAAUCUGGCUGCUUUGGCCCGUUCCCAUCUAAGGCGAUUAACUCACCAUCUGAUACCCAAGUGAUCCAAAUACGGGAAAAUGGAAUGGGUCGCUCUGCAAAGAAAAGAUGUCGCUCUUGCAGUAAAUCGCCAUCAGUUGAGUUUUCAGGUCUUCCGGUACAAAAUUUGUUCAAUGAAGAUGAUGACCAAACCCCAUCGGUUGGACAUCAAUGCCUAAGCAGGGAUCAACCAAUCUCCCCCACAGCGUAUGGCCCUAAAAAUGUGCCAAAGAUCUCUGAAAUAGAGGCUACAGCAGAAAUUGGAGCAAUGAUUGGAUUUGAAAUUGAUGCUGCGAACAAGUUGUUGGCUGAAAUUCUUGGUGGAAAUGGUGAGCUCCAUGUACCCCAAUGA